CGACUCAGGCUCCAGCAGCCUUUGUCAAACAAUAAACAGGAAGACUGAAAGCAAUGCUUCCGGGAAUUGGGGUGUUUGGCACUGGAGACAUUGUAAGAGCUCUAGUGCCAUUCCUCAGAGCAAAAGGAUUCCGAGUUGAGGCAGUUUGGGGGCGCACGUUAGAAGCAGCGGAAAAUGUUGCAACAGAACUCAACAUUCCAUUCCAUACAAACAAGGUGGAUGAUGUGCUGUUGAGAAAAGAUGUGGACUUGGUGUUUAUCAUUUGCCAGCCAGACCUUCAUGCUCAAAUUGCUGUGAAAGCUCUUGGUAUUGGCAAGCAUGUUCUGUGUGACAGACCAGCUGGCCUUUGUCAGCUUGAGGUGUUGAAGAUGGUGCAUGCUGCUCAGUACUACCCAUCGCUCAUUUCCGUCAUAUCCCAUGGGCUUCGAUUUCUUCCAGCAUUUGUACAUAUGAAACGGCAGAUUGAGACAGGUUAUGUAGGCAUGGUCAAUGUCUGCGAUGUAAGAGUACAUUGUGGUAGCAUGAUUGGGAAUCAGUUUGAUUGGAUGUGCAGUCAUUUGAUGGGUGGGGGAAUCCUAACGAUGGUUGGCAGUCACAUAAUUGACAUUGUUUCAUUUGUUACUGGACAGAGAGCUAACCGUGUUCAUGGCAUGAUGCGCACUUUCACAAAAAGCACUGAGAAAAUCAACGGAAUCAGAUGGAUUGAUAGUGAUGACUUUUGUAGCUUCCAAAUGAUCUUAGAUGGUGGAGCCUGUGUAACGGCUACUCUUAACAGUCACAUGUCAGGAGGUUUUAUUCAAGAAGUAGUUGUGUGUGGCAGCCAGGGCAGAUUAGUUGUCCAUGGAGCGAAUCUCUAUGGUCAGAACCACACUACUGAGAAGGAGGAGCUACUUCAUGAGGGCCCAGAUGAUGUGGCUCACCUCACAAAUAAGAACAAUAGUGCAAGAAUCAACUCUCUCUUACCACAGCCUUACCUUCAAGGACUCUUCAGGUUGGUUGGAGCUCUCAAAGAAGCAUUUGCAACAGGAGAUGGGGAGCAUGGUUGGCUGAAAGAGCCUGUGUCUAGCGCAGCCACAUUUGAGGAUGGUCAGUACGUUCAAGCCGUCAUCGAUGCCAUCAAACUGUCAUCAGCCAGUCGUCAGUGGGAGCAGGUAACAGUAGCCAAUGAUGAGAAUGAACUGAAUCCCUUAAUGACCCGCCUUAACCUCCCUAACAUUAAUAUGAGCUCUUUGGAUGCACUUUCUCAAGCUCCAACUAACAGACCUCCUCCCCAUCGUAAGGUGACUAGUUCAGAGUCGCACCUGCCAUGGAGCUUCGCUACAAAGCACUAAAAUGUUGUUGGGGAUCUUAUUGCUUCUUAUGGUCUUGUGCAUUAAAGGAAUUGAUGGUGUAGAGACUGUCUUAGUGUAUAAUUUAAACAAGGCUUCGUGUGGAUGGUAAUGCAGUCUAUAAAAUGUAUAUAUAUUUGUGUAUCAGUAAUUGCAGAGGAAAACAUUAAUAUAGUUGUCCUCUUGACAGAAUCAUUUGUUUCUUAGUUAUAACUGUGCUCUCUAACCUCCUACAAGUAAGGGAAAAAGACUUGACCUGCUUUUUAUCAAUGUAUGCACUCAGUAUAUUUCACUCUGUUGCUUUUUUUAAAUUGUUUGUUAUGCAUUGUCACUCUUGCAUUGAGAAGAUGAAUUUAGCACACACUACUGUAUACAAACAGAUGUUUCCAUUUUUUCUUCCAUAAUGAAUUAGUUUUUUUUAGUUUAAUUUUAAAAUUAUAAUUUCAUGCAUAAGCAAACAAUUCUUUCAAGGGGUAUGUUUAUCUUCGUACUGUACCAAAGUGUGUAUUUAUACUGUCGUCACUUUGUUGUCAUGAUAUAUAUGAAGCUUUAUACGUUACAUAAGCUUUAUUGCUUUAGCCUUAAUAUUGUGAAUAGUUGUAAGCUGGUAGGGAAGUGUACAGUUUGGGAAAAUAGUUUAAUGGAUUUUCUGCUGAAUUUUAGCUUUUGACCUAUUACAUUGCACUGCAGUAUAUGAGCAUGUCUCUUGUACAUUGCUGUAUAUAAUAUUUAUUAUCUCUUGUUUGGGAAAUCGGUUAUAUAAAAGCAAGUUUAAGAAAUGUUUGUUUAUACAAAACUAACUAUAUUUGUAACUGAAAAGGUUUUAAAAUUUUUGAUCUAAUUUGUGAUUAAAAUGAAAUAAAAUACAAAUUUGGAUACACGUUUAGGAAUUCAGUGGCGAUGGGUUAGUGUUACUGUUAUAAAAUACUGUACUAACAUUUUUUCCUCUUGAUAACGUAUAAACAUUUCUUCAGCUGCAUUCUCUUUUUAUAUUAUAAUGUAGUAGAUAUUAACGUUUUAUAUUUGUAAUGUAAAAAUAACAAUGUCCAGUUUUACAGUUCAUUGUUGUAUAGUAAUACUGUAUUCUCCUAACCUCUUUCUUUGCAGUUACUUUUUGGUUGUAUUCUUGUCAUAGACUGUCUUUACUCACUAUUCAUUUUUCUUUAAAUGUUUGAAUUCCAGUAGAUCAGAUUUUAUUUGUGCUCUGUAUAACUGUCAUGUAGUAUAAAUUAUCAUGUGUGACCUUCAUUCACCCAGCACCUUGUCCUCAGUCACUAGCUAGCAUGCUCCCACCCACUAGCUCUCUCACUCCCAUGCAGUAGCCUGCAUGCUCCUGUUGACAGUGGACUUGCCUGAGGUCAUUGUGAGGUGGAGGUGAAAGACUGUCAUGUACCACAUUUUUCCCUGCAUGUACACCACUAAAGAUUUUUAUGGUGUACACCAAAAAUAUGCCACAACUUUGCAAAAUGCGUUUACAGACAUGUUAACAGAUCACACGUUAUCCGAUGGUCUAUUGUAAGUCAUUUCCCUCCUCGCAAAGCUAUGGAGGAACUCUGGUUCAGUUUUGGACCUUGAUGCCGUUUUCAAGCUGUCUCUUGCCCUGUCUGCGUCUCGUUCAUUUGUAGCUCCUUUGGCGAUUCCUCCCAUUUUCUGCACUUUUUAACAUCUUUAAUUUUUUUUUCAUGUUUACCUACAUCUUCAGUUGGGUUCUCUGCAUUCCUGGUUGAACUGUGGUCACUUUUUUUCCUUAUUGUCUUCAAAAUUGGUUUGAAUUUUUUUUUUCUUGGGACAUUUUGUCUGUUACCCCUCUCUCUCUCAUGCACAAUACUCUAUUACAAAAGUUUCCUUUCUCAUUGCACUAAUUCUCAUGUUUAUAGUUCUUUCUCCAUUACUCCCUCACCAGACAUUUCAAGUGGGUAUCAGAAGUUGGAACCACAUGAUGGCUGGCACAUAGGUCGAUUUCUCCUCUGACAUUCUUUUAGGAUGAAUAUAUUCAUGGGGAGAUGCUAAACCUAUAUGGAUUAUAUAGCACUUGGGAACAGGGUGGUAAUCAGGUUUAAUCCAAUGAAAGGAAAGAUUGCCCAUCAAUUCUUUGGAUCAAGAUCCCCUACUGGCAUUAAGACAACCCCCUUUCAAGGGCAUUUGAGGUGAAAACCAGGUCAAGUUUUAUUGCCUCCUUAUGUUGGCUGAAGAACUUUCACUGUUGUCUUAGUUUUGCUCUCCAAAGACAUUGGUAGCAGAGAAUCCUUUUAAUAAAAUUUUUUGCCCAAGGCUGGGCCUUGAUAAAUAUCCAGUUUGGGCAAAAAAUGUUGUAUAAGGUUUCUCUACUACCAGUGUAUUUUCCACUGUUGGCUUUUGCCACUGUUUGCCUUUGUGCUAUGUGCUCCUAAUACCCCAUGAGGGCUUCUAAUUUCUCAAGUCAGUUUCCAUGUGUUUGAAAUCUAAAUUAUUAUAAUCAAAAGUUGAAAUCUAAGGCUGUUACAUUAGCUUUAGUUUUUCUCUGGAUCAAAUCUAUGCCUUCUAUUCCCAGGUACUGCUUCACCCCUAGCAUUCCCCCCUCCCCCCAGGUUAGAAUUAAUGCUCCAUGUAUAAUUUUUGUAGUUUUAAGAAAUUUGUUACUCUUGAAUCUCAGUAGUGCAUGUGUGUUCAGAUCCUAAAAUCAUUACAUCUGCCUUUUUUUUUUACCAGUAGGAUUAUUUUUAGCCCAUUGUCAUUCAUCAACUUUGUUACUGAAUUUUAAUUAAUGUAUAUAUCAAAAUUGAUGUAUAUAUCUUUCUAUUAUUAUUUAUCACC
Molecule: messenger RNA, 4121 nt
Organism: Cherax quadricarinatus
Lineage: Eukaryota; Metazoa; Arthropoda; Malacostraca; Decapoda; Parastacidae
Product: glucose-fructose oxidoreductase domain-containing protein 1
Molecular function (GO): nucleotide binding
Source: RefSeq, a predicted model, not a curated record